Messenger RNA from Nematolebias whitei (Rio pearlfish), 4047 nucleotides. RefSeq names its product androglobin (gene adgb). Gene Ontology annotation, molecular function: protein binding; calcium-dependent cysteine-type endopeptidase activity. The transcript is spliced from 33 exons. Bases 1 to 4047 code for a protein of 1348 amino acids. Gene Ontology annotation, biological process: proteolysis. The record is from RefSeq and is a predicted model, not a curated record. NCBI's taxonomy places the organism in Eukaryota, Metazoa, Chordata, Actinopteri, Cyprinodontiformes, Rivulidae.
AUGUCCAAAACACAAAUAAAGAAAAAGGACUCGACAAGCAAGGUGUCUUUAUCUGACCGGCGUUCAGAUGCUGCUGCGUCUGUGGCUAAUUCGUCCGAGAACCUCGGAGGUGUGGGGAGACACAGAUUCCCCAUUUGGCCUGAGUGGAGUGAUGCUGAAGUCAACAAGGAGAAGUGGGACGCCUAUAAAGGACCUGAAGACAGGACGUUAAACAGAAGUCCUAAUUCUCCAUAUUUUGAAGAUCCGGAGGGGAAAGUUUCUCUGCCUUCAACUUUGAAGGUGCACACCUGGAAGCGUCCCGCAGAGUUUGUUGUUGAAAAGGAACUCACUGUGGUUGACAACCAAAAUAAUUUUGACCUCAUCUCCCCCAACCAUCAUCUCUUCUAUUGUGAGCUGAUGAGAUGGAUCGUCAGUGAGAUUUAUAUUGUUUGGAUGCUUCAUGACCAUACAUCUACACAGCAAGAAGGUUGGAAACCCUGGGAGCACAUCUUUUCACUGUGCAAGGUGGUGAAAGGUCAUGUGCCACUUUACAACAGCUACGGGAAGUACGCAGUCAGACUUUACUGGAUGGGUUCUUGGCGAAAGAUAACUGUAGAUGAUUCUUUGCCAUUUGAUAAUAGGAACAAACUGCUUCUCCCAGCCUCCACCUGUCGAUCAGAACUGUGGCCCAUGCUGCUGGCUAAAGCUCUAAUCAAAGUGGCCUGCACAAAUACAGUGUUCAACGAUGGCAGGGAGAUGGGCCAGUUUACUUUUAUUCACAAUCUCGCUGGCUGGAUCCCUGAAAUUAUUCCUAUAAAAUCAGUGUACUCAUCAAGUGUCUGGGAUUUCCUCCAAGACACCAUUCCUAAAUUUAAACAACAGGAUGAGAGUUUGACAGUGACAAAACCUGACAUGGCAGAUCCUGCUGCAGGGACAGAUUCUUCUCCAAAUGACAAUAAGAGUCUGCUGCCGGAGUCAAACAUCAGCAAAGGUGUCCCUGAAGUAGCGGUGUGUGCCAGCUUUUACACUUUGCAAACCGAUGACAGUUCCUUUGGGUUUGGCCAAAUGGCAAAUUCCGCCGAAGUUUUGCGCACUUACAGCUUAUCCCUGCUGCACAGCCAUGUUGUCCUGCUGACGAGAACCCGUGCAUGCAAGCUGGAGGCCCCACCCAAACCUCCAUCUGUGCCAAGAUGGAAACUCAUUCGUCCACGCAAGAAGAUUGUGGUGUUCUCCGAACCACAGAAGUUUAUUUUUCCAAAACCAGAGCGAUUCAUUGAGGUUGCCAGCCCUUUUCUUUGUUAUGGUGUUAAAAGCAGCAAUGGCUCAAUCCCAGAACUCAAUGCCAAGCAGCGCACUCCAAGGAAGUGGUCCUGUGAGUCCCCAUUGGUGUCCAUUACUGAGACAGAAGAAAAGGAAAAUCCAAAAAGCCUUGAGCCUGAAUGCACCACUACCUCACUAAACAACAUGGAAAAAAUAGAGGUUACAGCAGAGGACAAGAUAAAGGACAGCGAUUCCAUCUCCAAUGAUAGACCGGUAACUGCUAUGAAAAAACCUGUUGCUAAGGAAUCAUCAAAUGUUAUCACCCCCCUGCAGAGGGCCUGGAUAGAUGCUGAUGACUUUGCAAAAUGCUUCCAGACUCUCCUGGUGUUUUAUAAGCCACACACCUAUCCUCAUCAGACACAAAAGUCUCUUUUUAAGAGUGCUGUCCUAUCCAAAACUACAGGAAGCAGUGGAUCCCCGAUUGUCGCAAGCCCUGAAUGUCCAGAAGUGAAAGGCGUUUACUACCUGUGUGUGGACAGUCUACAGCCUUCUCAGAUCCUCAUCAGUUUAUCUGCUCUUCUUCUCUGGGGAGAUGCAGAAAAGGAAAUGUCUAGUGUUUGUAGAUCUGCAGUGCUGAUUAUUCAGCCUCACUCCUGGACAAGUGUGCAGCGUCAGCUGCCAGUUCUCACCAUCAAGACCUCCUGCUCAAAGGCAGCUAUCCUUAGCAUACCCACAGGUUUCUACAUUAUUAACCUGGACAUCCUGGAAGGGUUCGCUCUGAACACAGUAGAAAUAGAUACAGAUUCAGAAUCGGCAGAAAUCUGGAGCAACAGGCAGCCAACAGACGAGGAGGUUCAUGCAGCAACUAUUCUGCAGGCUGGAUUCAAAGGGUCUAUGGUGCGAGAGAUCCUUAAUGCUUCAAAACCUGGAACGGAGGAGAACCUUAGAGCUUUUGAGAUCCUUUCAGACAUGUGGCCAAAGAUCGAAUCGGAUGCAGAUAAACAUGCUGCCGUCUUGCUACGGUUCAUCAUUAACAGUUCGAGGACGACAGACAAACUUGGCCAUUGUUUACAGGAUGAAUGGAACAAAAUCAUCUUUGCUGAUUACUCCGUCUCUCUCCAAGACUCACCCAGCUCCUGGGUGUUGCUCUUUAGAGAGGUGUUCCUUGUUCCUACGGAGAUGAUGCUGAUGCCCAAAGUUUACUCCUCCAUCCCCAAUUGUCUGCUGCAUGUCAUAAACAAUGAUACAGGAGAGGAGGUGAACGUGCUCAGACUGGCACCCUGUGUGUAUCAACCCAAUGAGCGUGGUUAUACUUUUGUAGCAGAGGCUUUCACUCAUGAAAUACCCUCUGGUGGUGCCAAGUGGAGGAUGCGGUUGAUCGGCACAAACGAACUUCCAAAACUGUCUCGUGAAGCUCCUCUUAAUGCAUUCUCUGUGACGGAAGUCCGGGAUUAUUACGUUCCAAAUGACAAAAAUGUUAUAUGCCGUUGCUGUGUUCAGGUGGCCACAGACAACAUGGUAACAAUUCAGUUUGAAACUUCCAACCCAAAUGUUAUAAUACGCCUGUCUGUUCUGGACCAGGAGAAAGAAGUGGCUGGCAGCACUGGGAAGGGUUCUGUCAUACUUCCUGUCUUCUACUUCCUUGCCAACAAAGAGCCCAGUUGCACAGAAGAGAAGAAACAGAUUGAAUCCUCUACCAAGGAUGCACCCCAGCAAAGAAAUACGGCAGAACGUACAGUUGUACAAUCAGACUCCUCAUCUGACCAGAACCAGACUCCCACACCAACGAUGGAUCACAAGUAUGUGGUGCAGACAGAAGUACUGUAUAAAAGCUGGAAUUUGGAUGAACCUCAGAUGACUUUUGCCCCUAUUGUCGAUGGCAUGAAGAAGAAUGAAGUGACAGUGUCUUCCUCUGCAACUAACACAUUAAACAAGUGGAAACAAUAUGGAAACAAGUCUGACACACACAAAACCAACAGAAAAGGAGAAAGUGACAAAGAGAAGGGAAGGACAUCUGCCACCUCCAAAUCUGGUCCCAGGCAGGAAAUGAUAUUUGUCCAUGCGAACGUGACCUUUAUUUUGUGUGGGUUUGUGCAGAGCAUAGACCUGAUUAAGCCCAACUGGACGCUGCGUAUCGUCACUGAGAAGAGCAAAGCAGAGAGCAUUGAGGUGAAGAGGGACACGGAGCGAAUAGACCAGAUUAAAAGCAUCAAAAAUGCCUGGGAAAUGGUCGAGCCAGGACGGUGUGGCAAGGCUUUACAGUCCCGACUUCAGUUUAUUAACCCAGUUAAAUGUAAAGAAAACGAUGGAGCUGCUUCAGGUGAAACCAAAAACACACAAACAGCUCCAUCCAGAUCUGAUCCAGAUACCCAUCUCAGUCCAUCCAUAGAAAAACUGGGUGGAACCUCCUGUUCCUCUCCUCACGCAGACUACAGUCACCUCAUCAGACACCAAAAGGAUUUUCCAGAGUUAAAGGAUGCUCACAGAGAGCAAGUCCAGCAGAGGGAGCGCUUUGAAAAGAUCCAGACCUACCGGUUGGCCCGUCAAAAUGUGCUGGAGCACCAUGAGAAACAGAUGUCUGCACAGCAGGGGUUAAUGUGGCAUCAGCUGGAGAUGUAUGAGAACAUGCAGGCCGAGUGUGAGAAAUUAUAUGAUGCUUGCAAAGCAUUUAGUAACUGUCAGAUGGCAUCCAUGAAAAAUGAACAAGAGAAAGCAGCACUGGAGGAGGUCCAGCCAAAAACAACUCCCACCUCAGCUGGCGCUAAGCAGCCCAAGAAACAUGCCAAGAGUGCUGGGAAGAAGAAAUGA